Messenger RNA from Monoraphidium neglectum, 546 nucleotides. Its product is annotated as sulfate adenylyltransferase. The transcript has 4 exons. NCBI's taxonomy places the organism in Eukaryota, Viridiplantae, Chlorophyta, Chlorophyceae, Sphaeropleales, Selenastraceae. The coding region runs from base 1 to 546 and encodes 181 amino acids. The record is from RefSeq and is a predicted model, not a curated record.
AUGGCCUCGACUCUGGCCGCCGCGGGGGCUCGCUCCGUUGUCGUGCGCGCUGCGCGUGACUCGAUGCGUGUGGCCGUUCCGGCACCCGUCUGCGCGGUCAGGGCUCAGCCCAGGGGGAUGGCUGCUCGCCAGCAGUCUGCUGAGGGCCGCAGGGGCCUCGCCGUGACACGGCUGGCGUCGGUGGCCGAGGCCAAGCCCGCGGCCCUGACGGCGGAGGGCCUGCAGGCCCCCCACGGCGGCAAGCUGGUCAACCUGCUGGUGCCGGCGGAGGAGCAGGCCGCCCUGGUGGCGUCCACCACCACCACCCUGGAGCUCAGCGACCGCAACGCCUGCGACGUGGAGCUGCUCACGGUCGGUGCCUUCUCCCCCCUGGAGCACUUCAUGUCCCAGGAGGAGUACGACAGCGUGGUGCGGGACAUGCGCCUGCCCAACGGCCUGCUGUUUGGCCUGCCCAUCGUGCUGGACACUGACCGCGAGGACCUGAAGCUGGGGGACAAGCAGCCCGCGCGGUAUGGCAGGUGCCGCAUAAUCGUGCCUUGGUUUUGA